Zophobas morio is the source of this 762-nucleotide messenger RNA. Its product is annotated as pickpocket protein 28-like. Gene Ontology annotation, biological process: sodium ion transmembrane transport. The record is from RefSeq and is a predicted model, not a curated record. The coding region runs from base 1 to 762 and encodes 253 amino acids. The transcript has 6 exons. Gene Ontology annotation, molecular function: ligand-gated sodium channel activity. NCBI's taxonomy places the organism in Eukaryota, Metazoa, Arthropoda, Insecta, Coleoptera, Tenebrionidae. Gene Ontology annotation, cellular component: plasma membrane.
AUGAAUAAUAGUACCAUUCAUGGUUUUAAAUAUCUGGUGGAUAAAGAAAAAUCGUUCAUAGAAAAGGUUUGGUGGAUCUGCAUUUUAACACUCUCCAGCUACACUUGUGCAGUCUUAAUUAAAUCAACUUGGCGCAAGUGGGAAGAGAAUCCUGUUUUUAUAGCACUUCGACAAAAGCCAGUGUCGUUAUGGGACAUACCAUUUCCAGCAGUUACUGUUUGUUAUGGAUAUCUCCACAACAAACAGUCAAUCGCUACGUUUCUUUCUAAUGAAUCUGAAAAUACGUCAGAUCCUUGCAACGCCUUUUCUGAUUACCAAACGAAAUUUCCAUCAUUCAAAGAACCCAACGCUAGUGAAUUUUUUGAAAAGACCGCAUUUUCUAUGGACGAUAUUUUUUCUGAAUGUUUCAUAGCAAAUUAUGGUAUAGAUUUUCCAACACCUUGUUCCGAACUGUUUUCACCAAUUUUUACAGAUGCGGGACUUUGUUUCUCGUCUAACAUGCUGAGUAGAAACGACAUAUUCGAAAACGUUGCUUAUCUGCCAAGUACUCACCUUGAGCACCGAAAAACUGUAAAUUGGACAGUAGAUGACAAUUACAGUGGAAUUAAUAUACAUGUCUACCCCGAACGCUUGAUUACGACCACGAAUUAUAUUUGGAUGGAUUUAAAGUCAUUCUACAUCACCCUGCUGAAAUUCCUACCCUUGCAAGACGUCCUAUUUAUAUCGAAAACCAUGGAAGUUACGAGAUUGGGGUCAAAUUAG